Molecule: messenger RNA, 414 nt
Organism: Fusarium poae
Lineage: Eukaryota; Fungi; Ascomycota; Sordariomycetes; Hypocreales; Nectriaceae
Exons: 1
Coding region: 1-414 (137 amino acids)
Source: RefSeq, a predicted model, not a curated record
AUGCACGAGGUUUUCAAGAACGCUUACUGCACCAUCGCCGCUACUUCCUCUAAAGAUUCACAUCAAGGAUUUCUCCAAGAGUCAAUAACCAUACCCCGCGAUCUAGACUCAUCCGUCGAUUUGGAAUCCGCUACUUCGGACUCAUCCCUCGAUUCGGACUCAUCCCUCGAUUCGGACUCAUCCCUCGAUUCGGACUCAUCCCUCGAUUCGGACUCAUCCGCCCAUUUGCCCUCAUUCGGUAAAUACUUUGAACGCUUCGUGGAGAACGGAAUUUUGAACACCCGGGCAUGGGUCCUGCAGGAACGUGCACUAUCACGACGGAUCAUUCACUUCACGGAGCAACAGCCAUUUUGGGAGUGCGGAGGAGGCAUGACUUGUGCAGCGCUACGAUCAGAGGGCUAUAUGCAAAAGUAG